UGUCGGAAACAAUAUCGUCUGAAGGUCAUUGCGUGAGUACCUAAAAUGGCUGUAUUUUGUUGAUGGAGAGUGCGAUUGAUUUGAUGUGAUUGAUCAACCCAACCCAGUGUUAGCAUACUUUUCUUAUUUGAUUUUUGGAAGUCCACCAGUUAGAGAAUGGCCACAGUGAAAGUUCUGUUUGAGUAUGAAGCAGAGCAGGAAGACGAAUUAAAUUUAAAAGUAGGAGAUAUUGUGAAAAAUGUUGAUGUUCAAGAUGGUGGCUGGUGGGAAGGUGAGAUCGGCGGCAAACGUGGAGUGUUUCCUGAAAAUUUUGUUGAACUUAUCAAGCCAGAUGAAAAUAAAGCACCACCACCUACUGCUGCUACUGCUGCUGAAAGUAAAAAACAAGCCAAAGUUACUUUUCAAUAUGAACCAGAACAGGAUGAUGAAUUAGCACUUGAAGUAGGAGAAAUAGUUGAAGUUUUAGAAGAUGAUGAUGAGGGUUGGUGGAAGGGAAGUUUAAAUGGAAAGAUUGGAAUGUUUCCUUCAAACUUUGUCGAAAGGAUAAAAACUAGUGUUGUCAAAGAAGAACAAAAGCCUCCUUUACCAGAAGCCACUGAAGAAGCAGAUGUUAAACCAAGACCAAAAUCCCAAAUGGGAUUUGGUUUAAAACUAGAAGAUCUGUCAAGAAAUAAACUCAAAAAAGUCGACAAGGGAGGAGAACAAAAGCCUGUACAGAUGGUCCAACCAAUGGACCAUGCAAAGGAGCCAGAAAAGAAAGUGCCAGCUUCACCUCCUGUCUCUGCACAACCAACAACCAAGCCUGUUCAAAAAGCUAAAGUCACAUUUGCAUAUGACCCAGAACAAGAAGAUGAAUUAAAGCUUAACAUAGGUGAUGUAGUGAUAGUAACAAACAAAAACGUUUUUGAGGGAUGGAUGGAAGGUGUAUUAAAUGGAAAAAAGGGUUUAUUUCCUGAUAAUUUUGUCGAAAUGUUACCUAUGGAGCACGUCAAAACUGAGCCUGAUUUACCAGCACCGCAUAAUAUAAAUGGACAAAAGUCUGUUAAACGAGCUGCUAAGCAAGACCCUAUUGCUGAACCUGAAAAGGUGGAUCAUACAGAAAAGCUAAAGCAUAUGGGAAUACCAAUGAUGCCUCAUGGAAAUAACUUAAAGCAAGAAUUAGAAAAAAAGAUGUCACAACCACCCCCGGCAUCAAAACCUCCACUUCCGGAAACAAAAAAGCCAGCCAGCAAAGGCCCUGCGCCACCACCUCCAGCCUCAAAAAAGCCGAAACCAGCCUUACCACAACAGCCGAAACCACCGAAACCACAAGUUCCUGCUGCUCCUAAAAAAGAGGAAAUCCAUCCUUCUUCUCCAACGAAACUAUUAAGCGAAGCGCCAAGAUCAGCUUCCAUAUCUGUGGGAUCAGUCGGUAACAAGUACGGUCCUCAUCCACGAUCAAAUUCUGAAUCUUUCAAACGAAAUAAUCCUCCGGCUGCUGCUGCUGCUCCUACUAAGAAUCAAAGUGGUGUAACACACCAAGGAUCAAUAGAUUUGGAUAUUAUAAAGUCGACCGAACCACUUAGUCACGUACAGAGGGCCAAGGCUCCAGCAAAGAAUCCACCCUCAAAGUUUAAGAAAGCACACGAAACAACAGAAGAAACAGACAAAGAGGACGACAAGCCGAUUAUGGAAAACAACAGGGAGAAUAAUUCAAAAGAAGUUGACCAGCUAAAGUCUCAAGUGAAUGAUAUACAAAAUAAGAUGAAUGAAAUGGAGAAAAAAUUUAAAAAGUUAAUGUUACAGGUCACAGAUGAUUUGGACAAUGAGCGAAAAAUACGAUUAAAUCAACAGGUUGAAAUAGAUAGAUUAAAGAAGCAGCUUGAUAUUUUAGGUGAGAAAUAAACCAAUAUGCAGUAACAGUCACCGCAAUUGGUGUUCAUUUGCGAUUUAUUGAAAAAGAUAUGGAGUUUAAUUCUGUCGUAAAUUUUGCUAUUUUGUCGCAUAUUUUGAACUUUAUCGUAAAUUUCAAACAAUUUUGUCGUAAUAUUAUGAACUGGAAAUAUUUUAUAUGUGCAUCCUUCUUUAUACUGAAUGGUAAUGAAAUAAAAGCAGUAGUGUACAUAUUUCGAAACUGUUACGACGUUCCUUCCUCGUAACUCGCGCGUAAUACCAGUGUUACUACAUUUCACGCUUUUUGUUUUAUAAGAACACCAGCCUCGAAUGUUAUCGAGAAAAUGAGAAAAUCAUGAGCAGACCCUAACGAUUAUUUUUAAGCCUAAGAACAACUCAAAUCUGAGUUUUGCCAUAAAAUCAGAACAACCCAGGAUGUGACAUCUCGUACAAUUCUUACUAUUUAGAAAACAAAAAGAAAUUAGGCUACAUAAUGCUCAAAUAAUAAGAACAGCAAGGUUGUUGCUGAUUUUUAUAAAAUAUCGUGUAGUGCUUUUCUCUGUAACGUACAGGUUUUCGUUCAAGGAAAAGAUUUUUUUGUGAUUUACUAAAUGUUGUAAUUACCUUUGUGUGUGUACAAUUAGAUGUUUGAUUUUUAAAUCACGCGAUUGUUAAUAAUUGUUUUUGUAUGUAAAAAAUAGCGAACUUGAAUCUAGAUAUAUGGCUUUUUUAUUCAUGUUUGUGAUUUUCGCAAAUAUUCCACACUUGUUGGAACUCAAAAAACAUUUCAACAUGAAUAGCUAAGUGCUAAAAUAUAUAAUACUUCUUUUAAAAAGUGAGGUUGCAGUGCUUUUGAAAGUAAAAAAAAUAUGUAUUCAUUUAUAGAGUUAUAGAUAUGGAAAAAUUUGUUUGCAGAUAUACGAUAAUUUCAUAGUUAAUCUAUUUACUUUUAUUUACGCAUAUAACUCUUUAUACUUCGGGAAAAAACUCUCGCUGUGAUAAGUGAAAUAAUUCGUUAACGCGUGUUUUUUAUACACGCAAUCAUAACAAGUAUCUGCGUAUUAUAUAUAAAAUCAUAUAUUGUAAAUUUGUGAGCGCUGCACCCAAUUUUUAGCUGUCUGUCUUUCUACUUUUAAGAAAGACGACUUUCCCGUACACAAUUGGAGAUCUCUUCUAAUUCUCGAAUGCUUAAAGACGGGUUGCUAUAUCCCCUACUAUGUUAUGGGUCUGUAUCUAAUGAAGUUUUUUGUGCAUAGAUUUCUUCAUCACGCUUAAUGAAACACAUGACUAACUUUUGAAUAGAAUAGAAGAUAGAAGAUAUUGAUAGAAUUGUGUAGGUAUGCGAAAUUGUAUAUUAUAGAGAAAUAGAAAGAAACGCAGGAUAAUUUUUAUACCCUUUUUUCUCGAAUUUAAUUUGUUUUAGUUAAAAUUGUAAAUUAAUAAUUGAAAAAAUAUAUUUCCUUCAA
Hydractinia symbiolongicarpus is the source of this 3338-nucleotide messenger RNA. RefSeq names its product SH3 domain-containing kinase-binding protein 1-like. The coding region runs from base 157 to 1884 and encodes 575 amino acids. NCBI's taxonomy places the organism in Eukaryota, Metazoa, Cnidaria, Hydrozoa, Anthoathecata, Hydractiniidae. The transcript has 10 exons. The record is from RefSeq and is a predicted model, not a curated record. Gene Ontology annotation, molecular function: protein binding.